AGCGAGAGGGAGAGACAGAGAGAGGUUUCGCCACUUCAGAUUUUCCGACAAAGGAAAAGGUUACGUGGGGGCGUCGGAGUCGAUCGUUGGAACCGUCGAAAAAACGGUCGUGACGGUGACGGAGUGCUUCUCAAGACUCGAGCUUGGGUCCCAGCAACUGCCGGGACGCAAACGCUGCUGACUCGUGACUUCCGGAGAAGAGAAAGACGGCAGAGCGACCGCAAAACCAUCGACUUCGUCGACAUCGUCUUUUCCCAGGAAUAACUCCAGCGAAAACCCAAGGAAGAAUCCUGUGGGCGCCCAUCAAACUUUGUCUUCUGUGGAAAAGGAAAAGAGAAAAGAAGGGACGCAAGUACAAACCCAUUUCCUGAAACUCCCUGACCAGUGACCAGUGACCAGUCUCCUCCAAAUUCGCGCUGAAUCGAUUCUUUAGAAUCCGACGCCCCGCUCUGUCUUCCGUUUUUUAUUUUCUCCCUUUUCUGCCUUCCAAAGGUCGUACCUUAGAGUUUUCUUUGGCUUGGCGAUAAGAAUCCCAGAACGAGCUUCUCCUGGCGAAAGCAGGCUUUUCGUUGUAAUGGGUGUUCCGGAUUUUCUCCUUCUCUCUCUCUGUUUUCUGUUCUUCUUGCCUUUGCGCGGUUCUGCUGUUCCGGUCCCGAGAUGGCUGCUUGGGGAGCAAACGCACGGAUCGGGUCUUGGAGCUAAGGCUGCUGGUUCUUCUGUUGCUUUUGAUCCGACCCGAGUCACUCAACUGUCUUGGAACCCCAGGGCUUUUAUCUAUAAGGGGUUUUUAUCUGAUGAUGAGUGUGAUCAUCUCAUCAAACUGGCGAGGGAAAAGUUGGAGAAGUCCAUGGUGGCUGACAACGAAUCGGGAAAGAGUAUGUUGAGUGAAGUGCGGACGAGCUCCGGAAUGUUUCUGCUGAAGGCUCAGGAUGAAGUUGUUGCUAAUAUUGAGGCUCGGAUUGCUGCAUGGACCUUUCUUCCUGAAGAAAAUGGAGAGUCAAUUCAAGUACUCAGAUAUGAGCAUGGAGAGAAGUAUGAGCCUCAUUAUGAUUAUUUUAUUGACAAGGUUAAUCAAGAGCACGGUGGCCACCGAGUGGCUACUGUCUUGAUGUACUUGUCUAAUGUGGAGAGAGGCGGGGAAACAGUGUUCCCCAAUUCAGAGGCCAAAAUGUCUCAACUAGAGGAAGAUGACUGGUCUGAUUGUGCCAAACAAGGUUAUGCUGUGAAGCCGAAGAAGGGCGACGCUCUGCUGUUCUUCAGUCUCCAUCCCGACACAACCACAGAUGAUACUAGCAUGCACGCGAGCUGCCCUGUCAUCGAGGGUGAGAAGUGGUCUGCAACCAAGUGGAUCCACGUCAGGUCCUUCGACACGCCACUGGAUUCAGUCACUGUCGGGGAAUGCAGGGAUGAAAACCAGAACUGCGCUUCAUGGGCGAAGGUCGGCGAGUGCGAAAAGAACCCUCUCUACAUGGUGGGCUCCAAGGACGUGUACGGAUCCUGUAGGAAGAGCUGCGGGGCCUGCUCAUCCUAGAGUUUCUUUCUCGUCGCGCUUUUGCAGAGUUGAGUGUAGAAGUUCCAUAGAGAUGUACACAUACACACAGCCAUUAAGGUUUGAGUAAUUUAUGCAGGGAGCAGCGUGUCUUGUACAUUCACAGUGGAGUUACAAAGUACUCUGUCAAUUCUCUCUCGGUCCACUGUGGUGCUUUGACAUGAAAUUGAUUUUUCGCUUGAGAAGAUUAAAA
Molecule: messenger RNA, 1742 nt
Organism: Eucalyptus grandis
Lineage: Eukaryota; Viridiplantae; Streptophyta; Magnoliopsida; Myrtales; Myrtaceae
Product: probable prolyl 4-hydroxylase 7
Exons: 8
Coding region: 575-1531 (318 amino acids)
Biological process (GO): peptidyl-proline hydroxylation to 4-hydroxy-L-proline
Cellular component (GO): endoplasmic reticulum
Molecular function (GO): L-ascorbic acid binding; iron ion binding; procollagen-proline 4-dioxygenase activity
Source: RefSeq, a predicted model, not a curated record